Molecule: messenger RNA, 765 nt
Organism: Bombyx mandarina (wild silkworm)
Lineage: Eukaryota; Metazoa; Arthropoda; Insecta; Lepidoptera; Bombycidae
Product: gamma-interferon-inducible lysosomal thiol reductase-like protein
Molecular function (GO): oxidoreductase activity, acting on a sulfur group of donors, disulfide as acceptor
Source: RefSeq, a predicted model, not a curated record
AUGUCUGCUAUUCAUAUUUGCUUAGUUAUUUUAUGCGUGAUAAAUUUUACAACCGGUCGUCACAAAUUAACGCUGCACCGUGGGCAUGCUGUUACUGAACAUAAAGCUAUAGCAGAUAGAAAUAUUUCAUUGAUACAGACAAGGGAAAAUAAUAGAUUGAACGGCGAAGGGAUACGGAAAAGUAAAGAAAAAGUUUCCAUCACAGUGUAUUACGAAACUCUAUGCCCAGCAAGCAUUAGGCUAUUUGUAAGACAACUGAAGCCAGCUGUUGAGAAAUUGUCGUCUCAUUUGGAUGUACAACUUGUACCGUAUGGAUUUGCCUUGACUUACAACAUCGGUGGCUACUACAUGUUUAGAUGCCAGCACGGACCGGACGAGUGUUACGGGAACAAGCUGCACGCCUGUGUCGUGGACACAUUACGGAAUAGCACGAAGGCGGUUUUGUUCAACACCUGUCUCAUGCAGUAUUCCGUCGGGGAUCGAUACGGUUUCAAUCUCCUGUCUGUUAUACACUGGUGCGGUUAUAAACUCAAUGUUCUCGUAAGCGGUAUAUUGAAUUGCGUGAACUCUAAACGCGGGUCUGUGAUAUUGAAGAACUACGGCGAUCAAACUAAGAUGUUGAUGCUCAAAUAUGUACCUUAUAUAUUAAUCGACAACUCCGCUGAGAAACAGAACGAUGCGAUGGUUAAUUUGAUCUCAACAGUAUGUAAGAUGCUGGGGCCUACCCCACAAGUCUGUAAUAAAACUGUAACGAGGUACCACUGA